AAAUGACUGGAGAAUACGUGAGAAAGGUAAACGAAGCAUACAGCAACUGCAUUCUGUGCAACCAGAAUAUCAACAACCUAAACGUAACAAAACACAAGCAAUCACAUCACCACAAUUUACGAAAAACCAACAAUAUCAGAAGCGGCAAACCGAAAGAAGCGCCCACGACCGAGAGAAACAACGAAAACACAAGCAAAACGACCACAACUGAAAGAAAUGAUAAAAAUAAUGUAACAGUUGAUGUAAAUGAGCCUUAUGAAGAAAUAAAAGGAGAACUGCGGUGUCUGGUAUGCGAAUGCAGAGUACCAAAGGAUGUACGCAAUAGAGAAGACCAUUUAAAAGGAUUUAGACACUUGAAUAACCUGAAAUUGAAGUCUCUGCUGUAA
This is a messenger RNA of Cydia amplana, 386 nucleotides long. RefSeq lists its product as uncharacterized. Bases 3 to 386 code for a protein of 127 amino acids. Lineage: Eukaryota; Metazoa; Arthropoda; Insecta; Lepidoptera; Tortricidae. The transcript has 2 exons. The record is from RefSeq and is a predicted model, not a curated record.